Messenger RNA from Archocentrus centrarchus (flier cichlid), 2048 nucleotides. RefSeq names its product mitochondrial ribosomal protein S15 (gene mrps15). The transcript has 8 exons. Gene Ontology annotation, cellular component: mitochondrial small ribosomal subunit; ribosome. Gene Ontology annotation, biological process: mitochondrial translation. Gene Ontology annotation, molecular function: RNA binding; structural constituent of ribosome. The coding region runs from base 124 to 906 and encodes 260 amino acids. The record is from RefSeq and is a predicted model, not a curated record. NCBI's taxonomy places the organism in Eukaryota, Metazoa, Chordata, Actinopteri, Cichliformes, Cichlidae.
UCUAUCGUUACUUGGCUAGUUUAGUCUGAAAACAUGGCGAGCCUUGCGUAGGGGUCGAGUGUGGUUACUUGAUACAUUUUUCAACCGUUUUUAUUUUCUUCCUUGUUAUCCAUACUGUGAGCCAUGUUCACAAACACAGGCCUGAGAGCAGUCCUUAAGUUACCAGCUGCUGUUUUGCGGGAAAGCUCGGCAGCUCUGUGCUCUGCAGCAUCUGUCAAGCUGUGGACGAACAGGCCGAGUUUGCUGUCCGGACCAAAAGCGAGAAGUGUUACUGGAAGCUUUGCUGUUCCACAACCAGUGAGACAGUAUGCCCGGGCUCCAAAGAUAAAGAAGACAGGACCUGAGAGCCAGCUCAGUGAUCUUCCUCCAACAAUGCUGAAGAUGGAUUAUGCAGCUGUUCCUCUUGCUCAAACAACUGAUGAUAUUGUCAGACGGCUUCUUUCUUUGGAGCUGGCCAGUCAUACUGAAAAGCUACAGCUGAAAAAGGAACAGCUGAUUGCAAAGGUCCAGAGGGAUGAGAAUGACCGCAGCUCAGAGGAAGUCAAGGUGGCUAUAUUGACUGCUAGAAUCCGAAAUUAUCAGGAACAUUUACAGAAACAUCACAAGGAUAAAGCUAACAAGAGGCGGAUGCUCAUGGCCAUUGACCAAAGGAAAAAGCUUUUGAAACACCUUCGGUUAAUUCGCUAUGAUGCCUUUGAGAAAGUGUGUGAGCAGCUGGGCAUCGCCUACACCUUUCCCCCAGAGUACUACAGGAGGGCCACUCGCCGCUGGCUGGCCAAGAAAGAAUUCUGCAUUAAGGUCUUCAAAGCAGUGCAGAAACAAAAAGCGGAGCAGAGGCUGAAGAUGAAGAAUUUAGGCUCCACAGAAUCAAAGGCAGCCGAGACAAAUGCAGCUGAGAUCCAAUGAGACAAAAUACUGUUUAUUGCAAAUAAACAAUAUCUUUACAUCUUCAGAUGUAGUAAUUAUUAUGUAGAUAGAUAAAUGUUUUUUUUAUUUGCCAUGCUGCCAUCACGCAAUAGUGCUUUCUCUUUGUGUUCAUUUUGACACCAGAACUGCCUGUAAAUGUCAAAGUUUAAUGGGAAUAAAAUAUCUUAAUAAAUGUUACACUGAAAGAAGUGUGAUUGAGCUAAAACAUGACUACCAGUUAUAUGAAUUUAAGAUUUCAUUUUAGAAAAACCAGGAAGCCAGACAGUGUCAUCAAGUGCAGGACUAAUAUGACCAGAAAAUGAGAGCAAGCGAUAAGCGUGCUAAUUAGAGUUAAACCUAACACAAAAUAGCCACACUGCAAAUUAUUCAUCAUAUCUGAAAAAGAUAAGUCUAUUUUAAACCACAUGGUAGAGAACUGGUGCUGAACUGCUAUCAGUAGGGUGACACUGUCCUCUAUGACGGCUUCAUAUCACAACUGGUGUUUUUCCAUUGGUGGUCAGUGGCAUUUAUGCAAGUUAUGGCAUAUUAGACAAGCACUUGGAAGACACUCGCUGGAACAGUACUGUUUGGGCAGUGUGCAGGCUUUGUGGAAGUCAUGGGAUUUUCUUAUUCCAGGUUUCUGUGCUGUAAUUAAAAGCUUGUUAGCAAUGCAAUGUAAUUCAUCUUUUUGAGUGCGGUUAAUGUAUAGAUUUAGUUCAAGUUAGAGAGAAAAUGCUAAAAACAUAAAGUAUGUUAAAUUUAACAGGUAUUGGUAAAACUGGUCAAAUAAAGCUGUACAGGUGGGGUUCACUAAAGGAUCUGAUUUAAAUGUGAUGCUGCGCAACAUCGCAACAAAAUGAAGCUCAUUUUAAUUCUCAGAUGUGGUAUAACAAGGGCAUCAAAUAUUAAAAGCAAUUUAUCAUUGGCUUUAUCUAAUCUGAAGACACAGCUUUGCAGCUUCAUGUAGUUUUGUGUUGGUUCAAAUCCUGAGUAAACCCAUCCUUUCUUUUACCUACUACAUCAGUGACAGUGACAGUAGAUUAAAACCUCAAGACAAGACACGUUGCAUUUGUGGGUGUCAUAUGAAAGUGUGGUCUUAACAAUUCUAACUGCAUGAGUUCCCUGAAGUGUGCUGAUCUGUU